AUGGUCUCCUUAGUGUCAGAUCCGUCGAUCCCUAUUCCUCCGUUGGAAUCAACUAAGCUUUCGGUCAAGGAAGUCAAGGUGCUUGACUCUCAAAUCGAAGUCAAACUCCAGAUUCCCUCUACUCCGGCAGUGAUACCAGCCCCCUCUGCUCCGGCGUAUGCCGAACGGUUCAAAGCGUCUCUCAGAAACCUCAGAAAGAUAUCAGACCCGACCUAUCUCGAAGAUGGUACUCCAACUGAAGUAGUGGAGAACAUCAACGCUGCGGAUUUAAGCGUCAGGAGAUGUACAGCGGCACUCUCGCCGGCUCCGUACGGUCGCCACGUGUUCCUUUGCUACAAGUGGCUUCCUCGCGUCGAAUCCGAAGGUCUUCCGCAUCGUUUCGCUAAAUCGUUCAAGGAUCGGAGAGCUGAUUUCGCUGUUGAGACGAAGCUGACGGUGUGUGGUGAAUCGGAUGGAGAUGUGUUGGUUUUCCCGGAUAUGAUCAGAUACAAAUACUACCCUGUUCGAGGUGCCUUAGAAACUCUUCUUGGCGCUCUAACGCCAAUCGAUCAUGCAAGGGCACAGAAGACUGAAGUCCAUGCGGCUCUCAUGAAUUCCGAUUUGCUCUCCCGCGGAGCUGAAAAUAUCACUCCUCUUUUGAGUUUGCUGGCGGAAGAAGAUUUUUAUGUUCGAUAUUACACUCUCCAGAUUUUGACAGCUCUUCUGAUGAACUCUCAAAACAGAUUGCAGGAAGCUAUUUUGACUACUCCUCGCGGCAUAACUCGGCUCAUGGAUAUGCUGAUGGAUAGGGAGGUAAUCCGGAACGAGGUUUUUUUGCUUCUUACGCACUUGACCCGUGAAGCAGAGGAGAUCCAAAAAAUUGUUGUCUUUGAAGGUGCAUUUGAAAAGAGUAGCGUCAUCAAGGAGGAAGGGGGUUCAGAUGGCGAUGUGGUUGUGCAGGACUGUCUGGAGUUGUUGAAAAAUCUUCUUCGCAACAGUUCAUCAAACCAGAUACUACUAAGGGAGACCAUGGGUUUUGAACCAAUCAUUUCAGUUCUAGAUCAUCGAACUGUUAAUCUACUUUGUGCACUGGAGACAAUCAAUAUGCACAUAGGAGGUGCAGUUACGGACCCUGGAAAAGAUUCAAACAAGCUGGCAAAUAGAACGGUUUUAGUUCAGAAAAAACUGUUAGACCACCUCCUGAUGUUGGGCGUUGAAAGCCAAUGGUCGCCUGUUGCUGUUCGGUGCAUGACAUUUAAAUGCAUUGGAGAUCUGGUUGAUGGUCAUCCCAAGAACCGUGAUAUCUUGGCUAGCAAAGUUCUUGGUGAAGAUCGACAAGCAGAACCUGCACUCAAUUCUAUUCUCCGGAUCAUCUUACAGACAUCUAGUAGUCAAGAGUUUGUUGCUGCGGAUUAUGUCUUCAAGACCUUCUGUGAGAAAAAUCGGGACGGUCAAGCAAUGUUAGCUUCAACUUUAGUACGAGAUCCUCUAGAAGAUGAUGUUAACAUGUCAUUUGGAAGUAUGUUAUUACGAGGCAUUUGCUCUGGUGAAACUGAUGGUUAUCUUGAGACAUGUUGCAGAGCUGCGAGCAUUCUUUCUCAUGUUGUGAAGGACAACAUUCAGUGCAAGAAAAAGGCUUUGAAAAUAGUACUCGAAUCACAUGUGCCUUCCAUGGGAACUCCAGAGCCUCUCUUUCAGAGGAUUGUCAGCUUCAUCUUCUCUUCUUCCUCCGAGGGGCCUCGAGAGGAUCAUGAACCGUUGACGAGAACAGCCACGCCUAGCGAAGCCGAGAUUGAGGAUGUUGACGUGGCAGGUGCGAUGGAUAAGGGGAACGAGGAUCACCCGAUGCUCAUAUCGUUGUUUGAUCCUAGCUUCACAGGCUUAGUGAAGAGCCUUGAAGGUAGCACUCAAGAAAGGCGGCCCUG
This is a messenger RNA of Brassica oleracea var. oleracea, 1904 nucleotides long. Its product is annotated as golgin candidate 6-like. Gene Ontology annotation, cellular component: Golgi stack; ER to Golgi transport vesicle membrane; endoplasmic reticulum. The record is from RefSeq and is a predicted model, not a curated record. NCBI's taxonomy places the organism in Eukaryota, Viridiplantae, Streptophyta, Magnoliopsida, Brassicales, Brassicaceae. Gene Ontology annotation, biological process: intracellular protein transport; transcytosis; membrane fusion.